Messenger RNA from Durio zibethinus, 1297 nucleotides. Its product is annotated as tetraketide alpha-pyrone reductase 2-like. The record is from RefSeq and is a predicted model, not a curated record. Gene Ontology annotation, molecular function: oxidoreductase activity, acting on the CH-OH group of donors, NAD or NADP as acceptor. Lineage: Eukaryota; Viridiplantae; Streptophyta; Magnoliopsida; Malvales; Malvaceae.
UUCACAAAUAUAUAUAUUAGUCACUGUAAAAAUUAGAAUUUAAAGCAGGAAAAGAGAAAAAACAGAGGAGGAGAGAUAUGCCGGAAUACUGUGUAACUGGAGGAACAGGGUUCAUUGCUGCUUAUUUGGUCAAGUCCUUGCUGGAGAAAGGUUGCUUUGUGCGCACCACAGUGCGAGAUCCAGGGGAUGUGGGAAAGGUUGGUUUUCUUAGGGAGUUGGCUGGAGCCAAGGAGAGGCUGAAGAUUAUGAAAGCUGAUUUGAUGGAGGAAGGAAGCUUUGAUGAGGCAAUCCAAGGCGUUGAUGGUGUUUUCCACACUGCAUCUCCGGUUCUGGUUCCCUAUGACGACAACGUUCAGGCAACUUUGAUUGAUCCAUGCAUAAAGGGCACCUUGAAUGUGCUGACAUCCUGUUCCAAAGCCAGCAGUGUGAAAAGGGUUGUGCUCACCUCCUCCUGCUCUUCAAUACGGUACCGUUUUGAUGUCCAGGAGCAGCAAAUUUCAUCCCUUAAUGAGUCACAUUGGAGUGAUCUAGAGUAUUGCAAACGCCACAAUCUCCUUUACGCAUAUGCAAAGACUGUCGCUGAAAAAGAAGCGUGGAGUGUAGCAAAAGAAAGUGGGAUCGAUCUGGUGGUAGUGAACCCAUCUUUCGUGGUUGGUCCUUUGCUUGCGCCACAGCCAACUAGUACUCUGCUAUUGAUACUCUCUAUAGUCAAAGGCUUGAGAGGUGAAUACCCAAACACCACGGUAGGGUUUGUGCACAUAUAUGAUGUGAUUGCAGCUCACAUUAUGGCUAUGGAAGAAAGCAAAGCAUCAGGCAGGCUAGUAUGCUCUAGCUCAGUAGCUCAUUGGACGCAGAUCAUUGAGAUGCUGAGGACCAAGUAUCCUUCCUAUCCUUUCGAAAACAAGUGUAGCAGUCAAGAAGGAGACAACAAUGCACAUAGCAUGGAUACGAGCAAGAUACAACAGUUGGGCUUCCCAGCAUUCAAAUCACUUCCUGAAAUGUUUGAUGACUGUAUCAAGAGUUUCCAGGACAAAGGAUUUCUAUGAAGUUCACGUUUUCCUCUGCAAACUGUGGUUCAUAUUCCCUGCAUUCGGUGUUUCGCUUUCAUCAAAUAAAAGCUGUUCAAAAUAAUAUAUUGUACUUGUGCCGACUGCGGAAAACACAUUAUUAUAUGCAAGUUUGAUCCAUGUUUUGGCUCCUCACUGCUGUUGACCUUAAAUUUGGUUGCCAUGGUAUUAAAACUUCCAUGCCUUUAACUAUGAUCCCACGUUUUGCAUAAAUAUUAAUGAGAAAAUUC